Fraxinus pennsylvanica is the source of this 1248-nucleotide messenger RNA. NCBI's taxonomy places the organism in Eukaryota, Viridiplantae, Streptophyta, Magnoliopsida, Lamiales, Oleaceae. The record is from the annotation of a GenBank genome assembly.
AUGGGCUCUGUUUCUUUGAAAGUAGGAGAUGGAACAGCAAGAUUCAAGCGGGCAUCAGUGUGUUCAUCAGCAGUUAAUGUGUUGAUGCUGUUUUCUGUAAUCAUUACCAACAUUUUUGCUUUCUAUGCAUUCACAUACCACCCUACGAAACUUCAUCACUACCAUAAUCCCAAGAGCAUAGCUUUGAUCUCGGAAAAAGUGUCCUUGAUCCUAAGAGAGAUUGAUUCUUCACAGAAAAAGCUAGCCCAGAUGGAGAAAGAGGUCCUGGGUUAUGAAAGCAUCGAUCUUUCCAGACCCAACAUUGCAAAUGAGCUGAAAGAGUACUUGAAGCACCAUGAGUUGCCUUUGGGGAAAGAUUCAAGAACUGGGAUCACUGAAAUGAUGGCAUCUGUGGGGCAUUCCUGUGAGAAAUCCAUGGAUUUGUUGUCACAGUAUAUGAGUUAUAAAGUCAACGGGCCUUGCCCUGAUGACUGGAGCCUUGGCCAGAAGCUGAUUCUUCGAGGAUGUGAGCCUCUGCCGAGGAGGAGGUGCUUUGCAAAGACUACUCCCAAGGUAGAUUUGCAGCCUUUUCCGUUUUCACUUUGGAAAAAUGUUAGUGAAAAGAGUUUUAGUUGGAGUGGUCUUGGAUGCAAAAAUCUUUCUUGUUUGAAUAGUAAAAAAUUGAAUAAGGAUUGUAUUGGUUGUUUUAAUAUAGUUAAUGGUUAUGUGACUCAGAUAUAUGUCAAGGCUAAAGGGAAAAAUGAUUUCUUGAUUGACGAUGUGUUGGCUAUGGGGAGUGGUGGGAUUCGGGUUGGAUUUGAUAUCGGUGGAGGGUCUGGGACUUUUGCUGCUAGGAUGACUGAGAGGAAUGUGACUAUGGUUCCUGCCACUUUGAAUGUUGAUGCUCCUUUUAAUGAAUUCAUUGCUGCAAGAGGGCUUUUCCCUUUGUAUUUGAGCUUAGAUCAUAGGUUCCCAUUUUAUGAUAAUGUGUUUGAUUUGGUUCAUGUGGCGAAUGGGCUGGAUGUCAGCGGUAGACUAGAGAAAUUGGAGUUCUUGAUGUUUGAUAUCGACCGGAUUUUAAGGGCUGGUGGGUUGUUUUGGGUGGACAACUUUCAUUGUUAUAACGAUGAUAAGAAAAGGGCUCUAACUCGGUUGCUAGAACGUUUUGGGUAUAAAAAGCUGAAGUGGGUCGUGGGAGAGAAAAUUAAUAGUUCGGGGAAAUCAGAAGUUUAUUUGUCUGCUGUUCUACAGAAACCAGUAAGAGUAUAA